GCGCGUGCGAUAUGUAGACGCGUGCGUUUCUGGUCGAAGGUUAUUCAUCAUGGCGGGCCUCGCUCCUGGAACGGCGAAGAAUAUUUCCAAGACCAAGCUUCAGGCCUUCAGCAUUGGUCAGAUGAACUUGACCAAAAAGAAGUCCAAAAGAAUAGAAGAUGAACUCAAGAAAAAGGAACAAGAGAAAGAAACUGCCAAAAUCUUUGAGGAGUUUGUUGCUUCCUUUGAGGAAGCACCGUCGACAUCAAAGUCAUUCGUCAGAGGAAAUACAAUUAAUCCAGAAACAAGAGUUGAAAAGUCAGAUCGCAAGACUGGUAAGCUCUACAAACCAACUUCAAAGAUUGCCGAGUCUGUUUACGCUAAACAACAGAGGGCGAUAGAGGAAGCGCAGAAAGCUAGAGCAGAAAGUCAAAAAGCCAAGUUGAAGAAAGAGAAGGAGAGAGAAAAACAGAAGAAGAGUAACUUGGAACUUUUCAAAGAAGAAUUGAGAGUACUCCAAAAAGAGAGGGAAGAGAGGCAUAAAUUGAGAAAGGAAAGGGGGGAUGAAGAUGAUUACGAUGAACCUAUUCUGCCUACGCCGCCCAGCAGCUCAGCUGGAUCUGCUUCUGAAAUCAGACUGCCAGCAGGGAUUGAGGAGUAUAAUUACGGGUCACAUGACUACGGAGAUCCUAAUACAACAAACAUCUUCCUUGGGAGUAUCAACCCAAAGAUGAACGAGGAGAUGCUAUGUAAGGAGUUUGUUCAGUACGGUCCUCUGGCAAGCGUCAAGAUCAUGUGGCCUAGGACAGACGCUGAGAGGCAAAGGAAUAGGAACUGUGGUUUCGUGGCCUUUAUGAAUCGCCGGGAUGCUGAGCGGGCCAUGAGAGCCCUGAAUGGCAAAGAAAUCAUGAACUACGAGAUGAAGCUCGGGUGGGGCAAGGCAGUGGUCCUGCCACCCCACCCCGUCUACAUCCCGGAGGCCAUGAUGGAACUCACCAUGCCCCCGCCCCCGUCCGGCCUACCCUUCAACUCCCAACUCAAGAAGAGCUCCAAGCGAGAAGCCCCCGCGCUGCCACCCCCGGGGAUCGCUCUCACCUUGGAGGAAGAGCAGGAUCUGCAAGAGACCUUAAAAGAAGCAGUUGUUAAAGUGGUUAUCCCGACCGAAAGGGCUCUGCUUCAAAUCAUCCAUCGUAUGAUCGAGUUUGUCGUCAACGAGGGUCCCAUGUUUGAGGCGAUGAUUAUGAACAGAGAGAUAAAUAACCCCAUGUUCAGAUUCCUGUUUGACAACCAGACGCCAGCUCAUGUUUACUACAGGUGGAAACUGUUCUCUAUACUUCAGGGCGAUUCCAUAACCAAAUGGUCAACGGAUGAGUUUCUCAUGUUCAAAGAUGGCUCAGUAUGGAGACCGCCCCCUAUCAAUCCAUACCAGCAAGGUAUGCCAGACGCCCUGGCACCGAAGCACGCCCUCAACAAAGCUCCUCUUCCACCGCCUGAUCUCCCAAAGAAAAAAAUGCUCACAAAUCAUCAAAGGGAUAAGCUAGAGGACUUGUUGAGGGCAAUUACAAUGGAUAGGUAUAAGAUAGGAGAGACGAUGGUGUACUGCCUAGACCAUGCUGACUCGGCAGAGGAGAUUGUUGAAUGUAUCGCAGAAUCUUUGGCUAUUAUAGAAACACCACUCCCUAAAAAGAUUGGACGAUUCUUCCUAGUGUCGGACAUCCUCUUCAACUCCAGUACCAAGGUAACCAAUGCCUCUUUCUUCCGCAAGUUCUUUGAGAACUAUCUACCGGUCAUGAUGCAAGAUGUCCGAGAGGCGUACAGAAGUAUUCAACAGAGACUGAAAGCUGAGCAAUUCAAGCAACGGGUGAUGGCUUGCUUCAGGAGUUGGAAUGACUGGGCUGUGUAUCCCAAUGACUUCCUGGUCCGUCUUCAGAACAUCUUCCUUGGGUUCCUAGAUCAUGACUCUGCUAAGGAGGACAUACAGAUUAAAGACCCAGAGGCCCUUGCCCAACCGGAGGUUGAUCUGGAUGGCAUACCGGUUGAUGAAGCCAAGAAGACAAAGGUUGAUGCAGCGGAUUUCGAUGGUCUCCCCCUGGAGGAUGAACAAGAUUUUGACGGUGCCCCUAUUCCCACAGAAGGUGCUGAAGAUCUUGACGGUGCCCCUCUAGAUGGUGACCCCAUUGAUGGUGCCCCCAUGGAUGGUGCCCCUAUUGACGGUGCUCCCAUUGACGGCGCCCCCAUUCAGGAUGAUGACGACCAGAGAUCGCUCACAAGCAGCGGUGGAUUGAAAUCAGAUGAGAGCAAAGGCUUUAAGGUGGCACCUUCCAAGUGGGAAACCGUUGACUCGUCUUUGUUGGAAGCCCAAGCCAUGACAACAUCAAAAUGGGAAACUUUGGCUGAGGAAGAAGAUGAAGUAGAAGAGCAAGAAGAACAAAAUGAAGAAGAGGAGAUGGAAGAAAGAGACGAGAACGGAGAAGAUGGAGACGACAGUGUGCAGUCUUUAGCAACAGACUUCUAUAAAUCAUCUGAAAUGAAUGAAAUCAAGAGAGCAAAACUCAGGGAAAUUGAGGUGAAAGUGAUGAAGUUCCAAGAUGAUGUUGAGUCCGGUAGAAGAGGCAGGAAGAAGGACAUGACAUUACAGGAGCAGGUGGAAAGAUACAGACAUAAACUCAUGCAGAAGGAAAAGGAAAAGGAAGCCGAGAGACAGAGAUCAAAGAACAAGGACAGGGAAAGAGAUCGGCUCAAGGAGUUUGAAAGAGCUCGUGAAAGGGAACGCGAGAGAUUCACCAAGGAACUAGAGGGAAGCUCCGGAGAGGAAGAAAUGAUGCCCAUCCCGUCCUCUAGGCGAGAUCGCGACCGAAAGCGUCGCAGAUCGCGCACCAGGUCGCGAUCGCGGUCCCCAUCGAUCAGGCGCAGCACCAGCCGGAAAGGGUCUCCCGACUCGCUGUCGGUUCUCAGGGAAUACUCUGACUCUCCGUCAAGUCGUUCCCAUCGUUCAGGGUCACACUCUCCCAAGAGAACACCUAGCCACAGAUCAAGAUCGCCUAAGAAAUCUCGCAGGUCAAGAUCAAGGUCACCGAGGAGGAGAAGGUCACCUUCACCCGGUAGAAGGUUGCAGAGGUCAAGGUCUCGGUCCCCACAUAGGAGGUCAAGCCAUAAGAAGAAAAGCAAACACUGACACCAGGAGCUGAGAUAAAAGACUCUUUGGACAUUCCUUUGUCUAAUUAUGUUCUCGAAGGCAAUUUGGUUAGACAAAGAACAUUAUGACUCUAUACUUGUGAAAUUAUCAAUCUGAUUUAUGAUUCUACUUUUUCUAUUUCGUCCUAUACAGAACUGUUAUUAUCUGAGUCUGUGUAUCGAUCCUGCCUUGAAUGACAACUCUCCAUAUAGAACUCUAUAGUCUUUAAUAGUAGCCAUAAGAUAUUUGCUACCAGAGCCGCGUCUUACAAAGAGUUACGAUUGAUCCAAUCUAUCUUAACUCUAUGGAAAUCCAUCAAUGUCAUAAUGUUUUCUACUUACAAUUUUCAAAAUGUCCUUUGUAAACAAAGGCGAGCACACCAACUUGUCAAGAAAACAAUGAAUUCAUGUAAUUUAUGUCAUAUCUAGAAAACAUUUCGAACAAACAUGCAUUUUAGAUUUUAACGUUGCUGGCCGUCCAUAGUUGUGAUUGAUUGGAUCAAUCGCAACUCUUUGUGAGACGGUCCCCAGAACUGUACAGUCCCUGCGCAAAGCAAAUGGGAUUUACAGAAUUCAAUAAUCACUGGUUUAAUUCAUUUGGUACAGGGUAGGAGAUGCUGCAUUUCCAAUAUAACCUGUCCACUGUCUAGAUAUUAUUAAUAAUCUUGUGGACUUAUUGCAAGCUGCAUUGUUAAAUUUGAACCUGGAGCACUUCAAGUUUCCUUUCUUCCUCCUUCAUAAACCUGUAUGGUAUAGUGUAUUUCCUAUUCCAUUGUUGAAACCAUACACCAUAAUGCAUGAUAAAUGUGACCCUUUACCCCCAAACCAACAUUAAGUCACCAGAGAAGUUUCUCCGUAGAAAGCUGCAAUAGUAACUUGGUCUUCAAAAAGUUAGAAUUUAGAAAUUCAGCUCAUUUGAAGGAGUAAUGCUUUUCCAACAUCCUGUCAACGUUUAGAGUUGUAAAGUUGACUAAUAAUAGAUACCAGGUUUCCGUCAUUGUUUUUCUGGACUGCUUAGAAGUUUCACCAAGAUGGCAGGUGCAUAUCUCAUACUGUCUUUAGUGAACCAUGUAUUCUUUAAAGCUCUCACUGGAUUUCUUCUAGUCAAUCGAGUACUUAAGUGGGCUAUGGUUGAUCAAUUUUGACAAGUUAUGUAUCAUUUUAAAGCUUAGGGUGUGCUUAGAAUCUCAAUAAAAAUCUCAAGAUUCAUUCUGGUUGACAUAGUGUUGGUUCGGAGUAACAUAUCACUAGGAAUUAUAUUCAGACAGUCGUCGUUAGGCUUUAUUUUGGAAAGACAGAGAAUUCCAUGUUUCUUCGUUUGCAAGGAAUUAGAAUGUUUGCUUGUCUGAGAAAGGUCAUUAUUUGUUCCUUUUUUUUGGUACUGUUUGACUGAGCCAUGUUAGACUUGCUGACUUGCUUUAACACAUUUCCCAUAGAUCUCCAUUUUGCAUGUGAAUGGGCCAAGUCUUUAAUUUGUUAACCAAUAAUUUUUAGUGAUCCAGCCAGAAAGAGGAAAUAGUUUGGUCAUACAUUGUCAUGGCUAUAUGCUAACAAUUAUGUUUGAGUUCCACAAUCCAUUUCCUGAGCAUUUUUGUUUGUUUUGAAACUAUUAUCAUUCACUUGGUCAUAAUCAAGAGCUUAUCCCAUGCACUGUGCUGCAAAUGAAACAAACUCUACAUAUUUAUUUAUUGCCCAUUACUGUGCCGGGGGGGUGUCCCUCCAAAUUUAUAGAACCUAUAUUUUUUCAUUUUGACUAGUGACUGCCUUGGAUUUUUUCGGCGGAGACUGGUGGACCACCAAAAUGAGGAAAUACAUUAGAAAUUCAGUGUCACCAAAGACUAUGACUAUAAACAACUUCUAAGCCUUUAAUUCCUUAUCUAGAUCUUUAUAUCAAAACUUUCACACGAUACUAUUAUUCCAAACCUUAAAUCGACCAAGUAGAGCUGUGAAAAUAAUGGUACCAAACAGGAUUUCUAAAUUUUCUUGAAUUUAUUGACCUGAAAUGUUAUAAUCCAGUUGCAUGGACGCAUCCAUUUUGCAUAGUAUGCAUUGUUUGCACCCCACUGCAGAAUUGCUGCACUAUUGAUCGAUCACAAAUAGAACAAAAUGGCUGUGCCCAUGCGCAGGGGUUAUAACGUUUCGGGCCGAUAAUUCAAGCAAGAAAAUUACAUCCUCAGUACUAUUAUUAGCAUGGCUCUACUGUGUUGAUUUAUUGUUUAGAAAUAUAGUUUUAUGUGAACGUUUUGAUACAUAAAUCUAGAUAAGGAAAUACAGGCUUGGAGGUUGUUGAUAUUCAAAGUCUUUGGUCACACUUUGGUUUCUUAUGUUUUUCUUUAUUUCAGCAGUCCACCGGUGUGGAAGAAAUUGCACAACGGCCUCAGGCAGGCACCAGUGGACCGCCCACUUCGAGUCUGGCCUUGUAUAGAUAUCACGUUCCCAUGAUAGGUGUAUCCAAAUUGCACAUGAGCUCAAUUACUGGCUACAGCAAUCGCUGUCCAAGUUUGUUUCCUUAUCUCGCAAUAAAUGUGAGUGACCUUUACAUAGAGGCCUGGUGAGUGGCACAUCACAUAUAAAAGGACCUCUUAUGUUAUCAUUUUAGGCAGUAUAUCUUUAUAUGUAGGAUCCUUUAAACAAUUAUUCAGGGUAAGUAAUUGUUAAAAGGGGAACUAACAACAAAAUUGCUGGCAUUUACAAGUUUCUUUUGAAAGGUGCAAACUGUUCUCCUUUUUUUUUUAUUACUGUUGCCGUUUUCAAACAUUUUCUUUCAUAAAAAGUACUUCAGGCUUCACCCCCCCCCCCCCCCAUCACAUUAAUUAUUGCUGAAAAAAUAAAUAUAUUGCAUUUCCACCAAAAUAACUUUUCACAUCCCUAAAAAUACCUACGUUGGUACCCUUGCCUUUAUGCUGUUCAAUAAUAAGAUAAAAGAUUAACAAUAAUACUUGCUUACCGGUAUAAAGUGCUUUACCCUUUCUUGAUCAGAAAUCUUUAAUCAUCCGACAAUAAUGUUAAUAAUACAUGUAUGCUACAUUAAAACAUUUGUUUGACAUGUAAGGUUUGAUUUAGAUUUUUUUUUUCAAUUCCUUGUAGCAGUAUCAUCACUGAAAGCUAUUCACCUGUAGUUGCAGCAAACAGGUAUUGAAGGUUAAUUGUCUCUAUGGCGGUGUUGCAAAAAAAUAUUUGCGAUCAAUUGCAAAUAUUUUGUUGCAAUUUUACAUCUGAUAGAUCAACGUUUGUUAUAGCAAAUCAGAUGAAACUUGAUUCUAGGAGCAGAUUAGCAAGCAAUCACUAAUUUGCAUUUAAUUGCAAGACAUGUGAUUGAUUUAGGGACCAAAAAUAGACUUGCAAUGGAUCGCAAGUUUCUUGCAACACCCCAUAUGUCAUGCAAGAGAUAGUUCUGGUUCAUUUGCAUAAACCUGCAUGCAACUGUGUGUAAUCAUGGAAUCUCAGCUGUAAACCACACUGGAGUUUGCCAACACAGAUUGGGCACAUGUGGGACAGUGUAAUAUUAUUGCUUGGAAAACAAAUAUUAAACCUUGUUGGAAUAACAUGCUUAUUAUGUCAAUUUCUCAGCAAUGACACAAUUUUACCAGAAUUAUUUGGUGCAUAUUUGUUUUUGUUAACAUAAAUACAAACGCUUGGGUAGCCAUUUUAUGGGAUUCUGUUAAGUUCUGGUUUAGAUUGUUACACAACACAAUCUACAUGUAAUACCUAGUCUGCAGGCACAGACCUGUGGGUUUAUAGUGCAUAAUGAAGAGUCUGAAGUAGGGAGACUAGAUUUACUCGUGUACUGUGGCUAUUAAACCCUAUUCAACACAAAGCCAAUUGUUACAUAAGUCACUAACAGUAAAGAUAUCAUACUUCAGCUCAUUUGGCUCUCAAAUCAUUCAUAAUUGUCUAGGAAGUAUAAAUAAAUGAUUGUCUUCACCAUCGAUGAGUCAGGAAAGAGCACAGUAAACAUGAGAAACAUACAACUUUGACACUUUUGGCUUCCCAUAAUUUUAGCACAGAGUUAGACCGUGGUCUAAGGUAAACCUGACUUCAGAAUAUGGGCCAGAGGGUCUGGAGACUCGUCUUCACACUAAACAUGGUAAAGUUUCUUAAAGUGUUGAAUUUUAGUUUGCUUGCAGAUUAAUCUAUUAAACUUCAAGAUGUGAAUUUCAUAAUUUAGCAAUCAAUCGGUUACGUAAUGUACCCACCAUCCAUGCUAAUGUGUCCAUUGACUUUCCAACCAAUGUGUUGUAAUAUGAAUAGUUUGUCCUAUAAAUAUCCAAUGUUACAUGAAGAGUGUCUCAAUAUUCUUGUGCAGGAAGGUCAGUAUGAAGCUAUAUAUCCUAUGUUGAAAUGAAAAGGGACUCUUUAAAAGUUAUCUUUGAUUAUGUAUAUUGUAUUUGGUGAAAAUACAGUUGUGAAUAUUUUUCAACAUA
This is a messenger RNA of Lytechinus pictus (painted urchin), 7577 nucleotides long. Its product is annotated as U2 snRNP-associated SURP motif-containing protein-like. Bases 50 to 3154 code for a protein of 1034 amino acids. Gene Ontology annotation, cellular component: nucleus. Gene Ontology annotation, biological process: RNA processing. Gene Ontology annotation, molecular function: RNA binding. NCBI's taxonomy places the organism in Eukaryota, Metazoa, Echinodermata, Echinoidea, Temnopleuroida, Toxopneustidae. The transcript is spliced from 22 exons. The record is from RefSeq and is a predicted model, not a curated record.